AUGGUUAAGUUAACGAUGAUAGCUCGUGUUACUGAUGGCCUUCCUCUGGUAGAGGGACUGGAUGAUGGUCGUGAUAUGCCUGAUGCUGACUUUUACAAACAGCAAGUGAAGGCAUUGUUCAAGAAUCUUUCAAGGGGCCAGAAUCAGCCAUCUAGAAUGUCGAUCGAAACUGGGCCAUAUAUAUUCCAUUAUAUCAUUGAAGGGCAUGUAUGCUACUUGACUAUGUGCAAUCGUUCUUAUCCUAAGAAGCUUGCUUUUCAAUAUCUUGAAGACAUAAAGAAUGAAUUUGAGCGUGCAUAUGGGAAUCAGAUAGAAACUGCUGCAAGACCAUAUGCUUUCAUAAAAUUUGACACUUUUAUGCAGAGGACAAAGAAACUGUACCAGGAUACAAGAACUCAACGGAAUAUUGCAAAGUUGAAUGAUGAACUCUAUGAGGUGCACCAGAUAAUGACCCGCAAUGUACAAGAGGUCCUUGGUGUUGGUGAAAAGUUGGAUCAGGUCAGUCAGAUGUCCAGUCGCUUGACUUCUGAAUCUCGCAUAUACGCUGAGAAGGCAAAAGAUUUAAACCGCCAGGCUCUGAUUCGGAAGUGGGCCCCUGUUGCCAUUGUUCUAGGAGUCGUUUUCCUCCUGAUGUAUGUCAGAAAGAAAUUUUGGUGA
Molecule: messenger RNA, 657 nt
Organism: Striga hermonthica
Lineage: Eukaryota; Viridiplantae; Streptophyta; Magnoliopsida; Lamiales; Orobanchaceae
Source: the annotation of a GenBank genome assembly